Molecule: messenger RNA, 6685 nt
Organism: Paralichthys olivaceus (Japanese flounder)
Lineage: Eukaryota; Metazoa; Chordata; Actinopteri; Pleuronectiformes; Paralichthyidae
Gene: zmym2
Product: zinc finger, MYM-type 2
Molecular function (GO): zinc ion binding
Source: RefSeq, a predicted model, not a curated record
ACCCUGAACCACGUUUCUCCUGGUCCGUAACUCGGGAGCCAACCGACCGAGCGACCCCCUCGUUUACCCGGGUUAUUUAUGGAAGAGCUGCGCAGCUCAGGUGGUUGCCUUAGCAAUGGACGGGGAGUCAGAGCCAAACCCUGCCGUCGCAGAAGAGGCAGGGGAGCAGGUGGAGCCCAUGGAUGCCACUCCCUCCCAAGAGCAACAAACCACACCCCCUUCAGAGGAGGCUGGGGAGGCAGUUUCCAUGGUAACAGAAGAUGAAACCACAAAGGAGGGCGGCACAGAGGACAAUGAUGAUGAUGUGGUUCUGGUGGAGGAGGAGGAGGAGGACGCUCCCCAGCCUUCUGCCACAAGCCUUUCCCAAGACACGCCCAGUGCAGACGGCCUCGAGCCGACUGACGAUGUGGCAUCUGUAGACAUGUCCACUGCAGCGAUGCCUUCCAAGACACCCAGUCCUCCUGCGUCUUCCAAUGCAUCCACAGUGGAAGCACUUUCAAAACCUCCAACCACAGCAGCAGAGCCCAUUGUCAUUGAUGAUGAGGAGGACUCUGAACAGAAAGAAACUUCCUCCUCCUCACCAGCGCCUCCUGGAGUCUCCUCCAUAUCCCACUCGCCUGGUGCACUCAGCAGCACCGAGCCAGAUUCAGAGAUCAGGAUAGCCAGUGUCACCACGCUGGGCUCCAGUAGCCAGAAAGGAGAGUCUGCAGAAAAUUCUCCGCCACAUCCCUCGGACGUCCAGGCAGACAUGAACCUGAUGAUUACCUCGGUGACAUCACUGCAGGGAGGAGUGGCAGCUGUCACAGCGGCAGGUGAAGGCCAGGUGGAGGAAAAUGGCCUGCAGAUAAGCAACGCCUUCAGCCUGAAUCCCGACACCCCAUCUGGUCGACCAACAGCCUCCUUCAACCCUGGGCGGGGCUCGGGCCCCAUGGGCCAGCUGGUGCAGAAUGGAGACACAGGGACACACAACAGAGCAGAUUCGUGGAUCUCUCAGUCAGCUUCAGUCCCCCGCAACCAAAAACAAACCGGGGUGGACUCUCCAUCACCAGCCACCUCGCUACCCAAACCUCCAGGCCAGUCUUCCUCAUCGACUUCAUCCUCAGGCUCCCAGCCACAGCCCAGGACGGUCAAGGUGACCUGUGCUAACUGUAAAAAGCCUCUGAAGAAAGGCCAAACGGCGUAUCAGCGUAAAGGCUCCACUCACCUGUUCUGCUCCACCACCUGUCUCUCUGCCUUCUCACACAAACCUGCCCCCAAGAAGAGCUGCACCAUGUGCAAAAAGGACAUCACAAACAUGAAGGGUACCAUCGUGGCCCAGGUCGACUCCAGCGAGUCUUUCCAGGAGUUCUGCAGCACAGGCUGCCUCGGCGCAUACGAGAACAAGCAAAACCCGCCCAAAUCGGGCCUGAAAACCAAAUGUACUGUCUGCGGGCAGCUCACAGAGUGCCGUGCUGUCACCACCACCGCAAAGAACCAGGGCGCAGUGGAUGAAGCCACACCUGCUCAGAUCCGGCACGAGGUUAGCUUUAAGACUGUGACCCACAAGAUCUGCAGCGACGCGUGUUUCAACGUUUACCGCAGGGCUAACGGGUUGAUCAUGAACUGCUGCGAGCAAUGUGGCGACUACCUGCCCACCCGAGCGUCAGCCAACCACUUUCUGCUGGUCGAUGGCCAACAGAAACGAUUCUGCUGUCACACCUGCAUCAGGGAGUUCAAGCAGGCCCACAGUAAACUUGCGAGCUGCGCGAGUUGCAAAACGCUGAUCAAGACGGGCGAGGUGCUCCACAGCCUCGGAGCGGCUGGCACCAUGUGCUCCUUCUGCUCCGUCAACUGCAUGAACAAGGGCAAACUGACGUCGACCUCCUUCAUUAAUACAGAACCCUCAUGUCACUUCUGUAAGAGGAAUUCAUUACCGCAGUACCAGGCCACGCUGCCAGAGGGAAACAUCCUCAACUUCUGCAGCUCACAAUGUGUCACCAAGUUCCAGAACGCGACUCUUCAAACAGCCACGAAUGGACAGACGCCGCUCUCCACUUCAAACAACACAGUCCAGCUGAAAUGUAACUACUGUCGAGGAGCGUUCAGUUUGAAACCGGAGAUUCUGGACUGGGAGGAUAAAGUCUACCAGUUCUGUAGUAAGACGUGUUGUGAGGACUACAAGAAGCUCCACUGCAUUGUGACGUUUUGCGAGUACUGCCAAGAGGAGAAGACGCUACACGAGACGGUCAAUUUCUCUGGGGUCAAGAGACCUUUCUGCAGUGAAGGUUGUAAACUCUUAUACAAGCAGGACUUUAUCAAGCGUUUGGGUCUGAAGUGUGUCAGCUGUAACCACUGCAGUCAGCUGUGUAAGAGAGCUCUGACCCGGCAGCUCGGUGGCAUGACUCGGGACUUCUGCACCGAGACCUGUGCCAAGAAGUUCCACGACUGGUACCACAAGGCAGCGCGAUGUGACUGCUGUAAGGUGCAGGGUAACCUGACAGAGUCGGUGAUGUGGAGAUCAGAACUGAAGCAGUUCUGUGACCAGGAGUGUCUGCUGAAGUUCUACUGCCAACAGAACGAUCCCAUCAUGGUCACACAGAAAGGCCCCGAGAACUCCACCAUAGGGACUGAAGUGCAAGGGACCAAACUUGGGCAUGUGAACCAGGGCACUGUAGCGUACGCUGGUGGAGGUUUGAUGAGAGACGUCAAGAACAAGGCAGUGCUCUGCAAACCGCUCACCUUGACCAAGGCCACCUACUGCAAGCCACACAUGCAGAGCAAACUUCUACAGACAGAUGUAGACGAUGGUGUGAAGAGGGAGUAUGUUCCUGUACCCAUACCUGUGCCUGUCUUCAUCCCCAUGCCCAUGAAUAUGUAUUCCCAGGUCACUCCCUCUCUAGUCUCUCUGCCUAUUCCGGUUCCUGUGCCUGUGUUCCUGCCCACCACCCUGCAGGGGGCAGAACAGAUCAUCCAGACCAUCCGUGAUCUAAAAACCAAGAUGACCUCUGACUCCCUGGAGGCCGACUUGAUCUCCCUGGUGGAUAUGAUCGCAGAGGAGCAGAAGCCAGAUGUGAAGCCAGUAAAAGUGGAGAGGGAACGUGAAGAGGAGGACGCCUCUAGUAGCAGCUCUGAGAAAGAGGAAGACAAAGAAGAGGAGAAGGAAGAAGAGAAGGAGGAGAUGAAGGAGGAGGAGGAAGAAGAAGAGGAGGAGAAGAAGGAGGAAGCAGAAGAAGAGGAGGAGAAGAAGGAGGAGGAAGCAGAAGAGGAGGAGAAGAAGAAGGAGGAGGAAGAAAAAGAGGAGGAGAAGAAGGAGGAGGAGGAGGAGAAGAAGAGGAAGGAGGAGGAAGAAGAAGAGAAGUAUGAGCCCGACCUGGACUUGGAGGCUGACUUCCCUCAAGCCUCAGACCCUGUUCCGGUCUUCGAGGGAAUGGACGACGACAUGGGAUUCUCUCUACCUCCAGUUCUGGCAGAAGAGAAGGAGGAGUCGGAAGAGUCGGCUCCUCGACCCCAGCCAAUGAAACAAGGGAACAAGCGGCGUGCGGUGGAGGAGAACUCAGAUUCAGCCUCGUCCUCUUCUUCCCAUCCAGCCGGCAGACGCUCAGGGGGACGGUCGCUGCCUCUCAAAGCUCGGUACGGCAUCAACGCCUGGAAGCGCUGGGCACUGUCUCAUUCUGACCAAUCAGAUGACGCCAAAGUAAAAGAUGGAUCCAAACCAGGUUGGUCAAAAAGUAACCUGUUGUCGCUGAGCUCCGAGGAGCUGAACGUAGCUCUGUCCCGGUUUGUCAGGGAGGUCUGCCGGUCCAAUGGGGAGCGCUACUCUCCAGACAGCAUCCUCUACCUCUGUCUGGGGAUCCAGCAGCAUCUUCACGCCAAGGGCCGGAAGGAUGACCUGUUCGGUGACGUGUGCUACCAGCAGUUUGGAGAGGAGCUGAACAAAGUGCUGAAGGACUGGCAGCCCAGCGUGCUCCCUGAUGGCUCUCUGUGGGGUCGGGUGGAGGAGCAGAGCCUGUGGAGCAGUCGGCAGCUCGGGGAGCACAGUCCCGCCGCCCUGCUGCGUUCGCUGGUUUACCUGAACACCAAAUACUUCGGCCUACGCACCGUGGAGCAGCACCUCCGCCUCUCCUUCGCCAACGUCUACGGCCCUGACACCGUCCAUCCUGUGACAAAGGAGACAAACGUCUGCAUCCGCGUGCCUUCCAUCUCUCAGGAUCACCACGUACAAACAGAGUCAAGGAAGAGGAAGCGGAAGUUGGAGGAGGGCGAUCAGGACGACGACUCGGGAGGCUCCACCGUUCGAUGCCCGGUUAAGAAGCACGAGUGUCACCUGUACGACCUCUACAGAUCAAAGUGCCCGACGUUGUUGCAGGAGCGUCUAGACGUCUUCUACGUUCAGCCGGAUCCGGCCUGCAGCCCCGGCGACCCGCUGUGGUUCUCCUCCACGCCGCUGGAGCGACGGAUCCUGGAGAGCCUCCUCACCAGAGUCCUCCUGGUCAGGGACAUUUACACAGACAAACAACGGCUAGAAGAAGACGAGGAGGAGGAAGAGGAAGACGUUGGGGCUGAAGCAGCUGGGGGGGUGUAGCAGUCACUUUGGACUUUAGUUAGUCGAGCCUGAACAGUCAGCAGCAGAGGUGGAGGAGGAAAAGGAGUUUAACUAGUAGCUUGUGUACGCUCCUCCUCACCCUCCUUGCAGAAUUGCUGUUUCCUCCUGGUGAGGGACGUGUGCAACGGAGACCCUGAACAGGAAGAGGAUGAUGAGCAGCCCAAACUCGUCCUUCUGCUGAUCGAGCUACAAACAGGAUGAGAAAGUAAUGAAGCUAAACGACACAAAAUAAUGAUGUGAGGAUCUAGUUUGGAGGAAACGGUGGUGGAGCUGUAAUCUGUUAAAGUCGAGUUAAAUCAGGUAGAAAACUUAAGUGUUAACAGUUUAUCACCGUGAUGUUUUGGGGGAAAAAUGGGUCGUCCUGUUGUGCAUUGCCAUUAAUUCUGAUCAUGUAGCUUGUUUUUAGUGCUCAAACAAGCAGCGUACAGAUAUUUGAGCUUUUUAUAAUGCAGAAUCAUACUUUAACAAAGUUUAUCAGGAGGUUACGAGGAGACGACAAGGGACAGGAAGCCAUGGAGUUAUUUCCUCUUCCUUUACAGCUGUUUUGUCCUCCUCACCGUCGCUCUCCAUCGAUGAAAAGGGUAAAGAGGAGCGCGUGAGGUCAAGAGUAACUUACAAAGUGAAUCACAGAGGAAGGGAGAGGAAAGGGUCAGAUGCGACAACCAGAGGAGGAGGUCAGAGUUUCAAAUGUCACAGCUGGUAGGUUGAAAUUUCAUCUUAAUUCCACUCACAUGUUCAUGAUGUGAAAAAUGGAAACGCUGCAGGUAAUAGGAUUUUCUCUGGCCACCGUCAACGAGUGUUCCCAACUCGGCCACCAGAAAGUUUCACUUUAUAUCUCAAAUGUUUAUUUUAAUGAACGAUUAAACUCCAAAUAACAUCUUUGACACCACAACAGGGAUGUAACGAUGAACCACCGCCUCCUCACUUUUUCUUUUGACAUUUGAACAUUUCUAUCAUUACAUGGAGGCAGUGGUGCAGCUUCGGUGGUUUAAUAGUUUUAAAAGCUGUGCACACCCUCACAAUUGUUUGGGCACAUGUCCCAUCUGAUAACAUGGAGGAGGCGGGGUUUAUCGACACUAGAUGGCGAACAAGAUGCUUUGGCUUCACUUAAAUGGAGCAAUCACGUCGUCCAUCUUUCUUUACAGUGAAUGGGUGUAGCAGUGAGAAUGAACGGUGCACGUCAACAGAUGCCCGUGUAAAAUAAACCAAAUCACUGGUGUGGGUUUCUAGGGUCAAAGGUCGUGGCCUGUAACUUAAUCAGGCUUGAGUGAUGAGUGCAUCAUGGAUUUCUUCAGUUUGCGUGAAGAUGGAAUUUCUGACUUUUCUUAAAACGCGUUUCAUACCCAUCUUCCUCCCGGUCCUCAGUAUCACACGUCUCCGUUAUUCUGAGCUGCUUUCGUUCCUCCUCAUCAUCCCGCUCCUCGCUGCUCUUCCUCUUGUCACUUCUGCUCUCAGGCCAAACCGUUUCACCACAGAGGACGAUCCCAGGCCAGAGUCGUCUCUCACCGGGUCUGACUCGCUGUGGUAACCUACCGACAUGCUGCAUUUCUUUAUUAGGACACUAGGGGAACCUUCAAUCAUGCCAUGUAGCAUUACGUGCGUACUAAGCCCAGAUUGGGUUGCUUUGAAGUGUAAAUAUCUUCUGAAACAAGACGGUUAUUUCAGAUGGAGUCGACACAGACGGACAGAAACGCCCACUGAAACCUUCAGCUUAAACCCUUUUUUUUAAAUGACUGAAUAUUUAUUUCUCUUUAUUAGAUUGACUGCAUUCUCUGGGAGUUUGUUUCAUUGGUGCCAUCUUUCUUCAACGGUCAUUCAUUGAAAACCUGCUGCACCCUCGUCCAUGAAAGGGUCUCUGUGCAGCAACCUGCUACACAUGAAGGAUGUUGAUUAUUCAGAGCUCAACAGACUGUUUUUCAGACUUUUCCUUUCUGCUUCUGUCUCCCAGUGUUUCUACUUCCUUGGUAUUUAUGAGUCUUGUUUGAACUAAAUGCUGAUUUAGUUUAAAAUCUCAGCACUUGUUAAGUGCUACAGGACUACAAGGCAAGACUUAUAUCAGAAUAAAGAAUUGGUUGUAAAUUAAAUUUUUAUUUUUUCCAUGAA